Messenger RNA from Alternaria postmessia, 327 nucleotides. RefSeq lists its product as uncharacterized. The record is from RefSeq and is a predicted model, not a curated record. The transcript is spliced from 2 exons. NCBI's taxonomy places the organism in Eukaryota, Fungi, Ascomycota, Dothideomycetes, Pleosporales, Pleosporaceae. The coding region runs from base 1 to 327 and encodes 108 amino acids.
AUGGCAGCUCCUCUUCCCCGCCCUCGCAUCGCCAGCACGCUCAUCGCUGAGCGCGACGGCCUUGAGCAAGACAUCCGAAACAACAACGCAGCAAUCGAACAAUGGGCCGUCUUGCCAAGGUGGAACUGGCAGGAGCUUCAAGUGGCGCGAAUUCUGGGGCGACGCCUCGAACGCGAGGUCAUUCUACUCACCAUCGAAAUCGACAUUGCCUUGACGCGAGAGGUGGCCAACAUGGAGUGGCUCAUGUCACUAAGCCAAGGUGCUGGCCGGUGGAACAGCAGCUUGGAUUUUGGCCGUGACAGUGGCGAGAUCAGUGUACCUGGGUAG